UAUAAUUGAAUGCCGAUAUUUAGGUGUUCCUCAAUCAUAACCCAGAUAUAUGGCGUCAAUUUUGAGGAGCUGGUGAUUGAAGAGCACGGAAAAUAUGCGGGUUUACAGCAAACAGAAGGGGAUUACGAGACACUGGGCGAGCAGUACAGUCCGCCCCAAAUACACGGACAUAACAUUAAAUAUAGUAUCGGGGAUGUCGUGGACCUGAACUGCUCGACAACAGCCGUAUCGCCGCCACCACUACUCGAGUGGUUCAUUAAUGGCAGAGAAGCACUCAAAACUCAACUAAUCAUUUAUAGUAAACCUAAGGAACCGAACGCUAAUCUAAUGUUCAGUUCAUCUAUUUAUGACAACUUCGCCGACUUUGAAGCUCAUAGAAAAGGCUCUGUUUUGGGAUUACGCUUUCAAAUCACUAAAGAACACUAUCAGACCUCUGACGGCAAACUGAGGCUGAGAUGUAGUGCCACUCAUGCGACCAUUAUUGGCACCGACACCACAGAACUGGUCCUGUUUUCGGGCGGCAGACAGAGCUCAUCGUUAUUCGCCUCUUAUGCCANUUCAUUAAUUUAUUUAAAUUAAUUGCUUUCACUAUAGGUUUGUUGUGAUGCGUGCAAACGCUUUCUAAUUUCAAUAAAAUGCAUAAAACAUAUGGACUUAACUUAUUUAUAUAAAUGAAUUUAAAUAUUAUACUAUAUAUUACUUAUUAAUAAAAACCAUAUAUAAUGUAAAUGAGAGAAAUAAUGAUAAAUUCUGUGCAAUAAAUAAUAUAUAAAUUCUAAUUUAUUUGCAAUUUAAGAAACUUUUCAAGAAAAUAAUGUCGAGUUAUAACUUAUAAGUAAAAUCCAAAUUGAUUUUCAACAUAACUUUUUGUGCACUUUAAAUUCAAAAUUGAAAUAAUGUAUU
Messenger RNA from Oppiella nova, 903 nucleotides. The record is from the annotation of a GenBank genome assembly. Lineage: Eukaryota; Metazoa; Arthropoda; Arachnida; Sarcoptiformes; Oppiidae.